Molecule: messenger RNA, 1986 nt
Organism: Penicillium malachiteum
Lineage: Eukaryota; Fungi; Ascomycota; Eurotiomycetes; Eurotiales; Aspergillaceae
Product: putative nucleoporin Nsp1
Exons: 4
Coding region: 1-1986 (661 amino acids)
Biological process (GO): protein import into nucleus; RNA export from nucleus
Cellular component (GO): nuclear pore; nuclear pore central transport channel
Molecular function (GO): phospholipid binding; structural constituent of nuclear pore
Source: RefSeq, a predicted model, not a curated record
AUGGCCUUCUCCUUUGGCACUCCGGGCUCUACCGGCGCUUCUGGCGGAAGCCUUUUUGGCACCGCUGGUACCAACCAGAAUGCCUCAAAUCCUGGCGCGGCUGCCGGAGGUGGUGCUCUUUUUGGAAAUCCUGGCACCACCCAGUCUCCUCUCUUCGGAGGUGCUGCCACCAGUAACACUCCCAGCAGCAGUCCAUUCACUUCUACACCUGCAACCUCCGCAACCACUACCGGCGGAGGCUUCUCUUUCGGUCAAGCACAGAACAAAACCGGCCAAACGACCAACUCUCUCUUCGGAGGUGGCGCUUCGACUCCCGCGAAGACAGACGCAGCUACACCUAGCGCAACUGCUGGUGGUAUGUUUGGAGGCGCUUCGUCCGGGACCGGUGCAUUUGGAGUCUCAACAACCCCCGGUCCUACCGGAGGCUCUUUGUUUGGAACUACUUCAACCACUCCUGCAGGUCCUCCCCCAGCGUCAAACACCCCUGCUCUUUUUGGAGGAUUGGCCACUGGUUCCUCGACAACGCCAUCUACGGCCCCAGCUCUCUCUGCUACUCCAGCUGCAACCCAGCCCCAGACUACCAACAGCCUCUUUGGCGCCGGUGCUAACACUACAUCGACAACCCCCAAGCCUACCUUUGGCGCAGCCCCUGCCGGUGGUAACGGCAUGUUCGGUGCUGCAAAGCCAGCUGAAUCUACAACUCCUGCGGUCUCUGCACCCAAUGCCGCGAAGCCUAGUGCGUUUGGACCUGCACCAGGCGCCCCUUCCUUGUUCAAUGGCAUCAUGCCCGGCGGUCCACCAAGUGGCGCAGCAAUGAAAUCACCAUUCCCAUCUCUUGGGGCUCCUUCCACCUCUGCCACUACAGCUUCUGCCACUACAGCUGCUUCCCAGCCUACAUUCCAGCUGGGAGCUCCUGCAACGUCAUCCUCUGCUACUACUUCAAGCUCUCUCUUCCCUGCUCUCGGCAGCACAUCAUCCUCUACUCCUCAGUCAUCCACACCCGCAGCAGCUCCCAGUGGUCUGUUCGCACCUAAAACAACUGCACCCGCCCCUUCAGGACUUGCGGCCACCAAUACUGCCCCGGCUACAACCUCUGCUACCCCAGCUGCUCCAUUAGGCGGGAUGUUCAAUAAGCCCGCUGCUCCAGCUUCCUCUACCCAGCCCGCUGCUCCUGCUGCGACCAGUGCAUUCGGAGACAAGACGACCACCGCUACAGCUGCUCCUUCUACCACUGCCACCGCUGGUACUCCUGCUGGAACUGCUGCUCCCUCUUCUCUUGGCCAGUCGACUGCAGGCCCGGCUCCCCCGGCUCAGUCUCGCUUGAAGAAUAAGACUAUGGACGAGAUUAUCACCCGCUGGGCAACUGAUUUGACCAAGUAUCAGAAGGAUUUCCGUGAGCAAGCGGAGAAGGUUGCUGAGUGGGAUCGGAUGCUAGUUGAGAAUGGAACCAAGGUUCAAAAGCUUUAUGGUAGCACUGUUGAUGCUGAGCGCGCUACUCAAGAGGUCGAGCGUCAGUUGGCUUCAGUGGAGGGUCAACAAGAUGAGCUUAGUUCAUGGCUCGAUCGUUAUGAACGCGAGGUGGAUGAGAUGGUAUCGAAGCAAGUGGGUCCUAACGAAUCCCUUCAGGGUCCGGACCAGGAGCGCGAGAGAACAUACAAACUCGCCGAGAAGCUUUCUGAGCACUUGGAUGAGAUGGGCAAGGAUCUCACCAGCAUGAUCGAGGAGGUGAACGGUGCUUCAGCAACCCUGACAAAGACCAACCGGGCAGACGAGCCAAUUUCCCAAAUUGUGCGCAUUCUCAACUCGCACCUUUCUCAGCUGCAAGUCAUCGACCAAGGCACCUCCGAGCUCCAGGGUAAGGUUGCGGCCGCUCAAAAGGCUGGCCAGUCUAUCUCCUCUCGCCUCGGUUACGGAUUUGCUAGCCCUGGCAUGGGCGGAGGUAAUGCCGCUGAUGACUUUUACCGCUCCUACAUGGGACGCCGCUAG